AUGACUGGCCAAUUCGUCGCGGGUACAGCGGUCGCGAUUUCUGGAAUCGCCAUUGUUCCAGCCAUUUUUGCCGCCUUCCUUCUAUUGAACGAGAUCAACACAUUCCAAUCGGAGGUUUACAGCGGACUCGAGGAGUUCAAGACGUUUGCCGAUGAUGCUUGGACGCAAAUGAUUCCGCACGCUGACAAGUCGGUGAGCUUCGAGAGAUUCGUGAGACGAAUCCGACGCGGGUACGAUUCGGGCGUCGCCGCGUCGGCGUCGUCGUCGCAAUCCGGCGGAUCGUGCAAUUGCGGACCACAGCCAACGAAUUGUCCCGCCGGACCGCCGGGACCACCGGGAGAGCCAGGUGUGCCGGGUGACGACGGACCACAAGGGAAGCCCGGAAACCCGGGACAGGACGCCGUCGAGGGAAGCAGAAUGGCCGAUUUCGACAAGAACGUCAAGUGUCCGGCGGGACCACCGGGUCCACCGGGACCCGACGGCGUCACAGGCCAUCCGGGACCCGAUGGCGAGCACGGACAAGACGGCGCGAAUGGAAAAGACGGCGAGCCGGGAGCCGACGGACCGCCGGGCGACGAGGGAGCCCCAGGACUUCCGGGACCACCAGGCGAGAAGGGAGCCGACGGGCAGAACGGGCAGAAGGGACACGGAGCGCCGGGACCCGUCGGCGAGCCGGGAGCGCCAGGCGAGCCUGGAAGAGACGGCGAGCCGGGACGAGACGGCGAGCCAGGACAGCAGGGAGCCGAAGGACCAGCCGGUCCGGAUGGAAACGACGGAAACCCGGGAGCCGACGGGCCGCCGGGUGGAAAUGGAGACGUCGGCGCGCCAGGAGCCGACGCCGCCUAUUGCCCAUGUCCACCAAGAAGCUCUGCCGUCGUCGGAGGCUCCAGCUCCUAUGAUAGUGGCAGUGCGCCAGCGUCUGCUCCAGCUCCACCAGUGGCGCCACCAAAAUUGCACGACUACUCUUCACCAGCGCCACCUGACAACGCGCCAGCAGCUCAUCCAUACAAGUAG
Caenorhabditis bovis is the source of this 1014-nucleotide messenger RNA. The record is from the annotation of a GenBank genome assembly. Lineage: Eukaryota; Metazoa; Nematoda; Chromadorea; Rhabditida; Rhabditidae.